Pistacia vera is the source of this 1675-nucleotide messenger RNA. Its product is annotated as heat stress transcription factor A-6b. Bases 293 to 1300 code for a protein of 335 amino acids. Gene Ontology annotation, molecular function: DNA-binding transcription factor activity; RNA polymerase II cis-regulatory region sequence-specific DNA binding. Gene Ontology annotation, biological process: regulation of transcription by RNA polymerase II. Lineage: Eukaryota; Viridiplantae; Streptophyta; Magnoliopsida; Sapindales; Anacardiaceae. The transcript has 2 exons. Gene Ontology annotation, cellular component: nucleus. The record is from RefSeq and is a predicted model, not a curated record.
UCUCUUAUUUCUCACUUUUUUUGGUCCCAAUACCAAGCACCUCACUUUUCUCUUCACCGUCACUCUCCCUUUUCUUCUUACCAGAGAUCUUUUAUCUUUCAGUCUUUUUCUGUUAUUUAUCUUCCAUUUCUGGAAACUAUUUGUAUUCAACUACAUUCAUUGUCGUAUAUUAAAGAAGCUUGCUUCUCGAUCAGGCCGCCACAUCUUUCCCUUUUUUCUUCUUGUUGAUUGAAGGGUUUUUGUUGUUUCAGUUUAUAUUCAUCACAUAGAUUGUUAGAUUCUUGUAACUGGCAUGGCGGCUGCGGCAACUCCUCAACCAAUGGAGGGACUUCAUGAUGCAGGUCCUCCUCCAUUUCUCACAAAAACUUAUGACAUAGUUGAAGACUCCAACACCAAUCAUAUUAUUUCUUGGAGCAGCGGCAACAGCAGCUUUGUUGUAUGGGAUCCCCAGACCUUUUCCACGAGUCUUCUCCCUAGACACUUCAAGCACAACAAUUUCUCCAGCUUUGUUAGACAACUCAACACUUAUGGAUUUAGGAAGGUUGAUCCUGAUAGAUGGGAGUUUGCAAAUGAAGGGUUUCUGAGAGGGCAAAGGCAUCUUUUAAAGAACAUUAGGAGAAGAAAAACACUUCAACCUCAGGCUUCACAGCAGGCUCUAGACGCUUGUGUUGAAGUAGGAAGGUUUGGUUUAGAUGGUGAAGUUAAUAGACUAAGGCGUGACAAGCAAGUUCUAAUGGUGGAAUUGGUGAAGCUGAGACAGCAACAACAGACUACUAGAGAUUAUCUUCAUGUAAUGGAACAAAAGCUGAGAAAGACUGAGAUGAAACAACAACAAAUGAUGAGUUUCUUGGCAAGAGCAAUGCAAAAUCCAAACUUUGUACAGCAAUUAGUCCAACAAAAAGAUAGCAGAAAAGAAUUUGAAGAAGUGAUUACCAGAAAGAAAAGACGGCAUAUUGAUCAAGGGCCUAGUAAUAUUGAAGUUGGUGAAUUAGGACAAGGAGAAUGUGAAGUACUUCCUAAUUUUGUUAAGAUGGAACCUGAAGAAUACGGUGACAUUUCUGAUUUUGAAGUGUCAGAACUAGACAUACUGGCUGUGGACAUGCAAGGACUAAGUGAUAGCCAAAACAUUAACCCGCAAGAGAAAUUUAUAGAAAAAGGAGGUCAUGAACAUAGAAGUACAGAUAAUGUGAAGUUCUGGGAAGAUUUCUUGAAUGAAGAAAUUGAGGAAGAAGGUGAAGGAGCAGAAGAUGUAGAUAUGCUUGUCGAGCAUCUUGGUUUCAUGGGUUCUAGUCCAAAGUAGAGAGAGGAGGAGCUUGCAUAAUUUACUUCUUUACCUGCUGUUUUCUUCAAUGAGCUCGAGCUGGGUUAGAGGUACUUCUCUAGUUAUAUAUCUGCCUAAUUUCUUGUUUCUUCAGCUGUUGAUUUCUUUGAUGCCAAAAGCCAAGUGAAAUUUCCAGAUGGAAUGUCUUGGCGUUGGCUGGACAAUGCAUGCCAAUUUUCCAAACAUGUGACAAUGGAAGAAUGUACUCCAAAGUGAGUAAAUUAAUUAAACAAGUUAAGUUUCCUUGGAAAAAGUAGUUCAGAAUUUAUUAAUGCUCCUUGAACAUUCCAGUAUGUCUAUAUAUUGCUUUCCCAAUCCCCAUUAAUUUGGUAUCAUAUGCAACUUGAUCAUCUU